Trichomycterus rosablanca is the source of this 966-nucleotide messenger RNA. It is a transcript of the gene nsmce2, whose product is annotated as NSE2 (MMS21) homolog, SMC5-SMC6 complex SUMO ligase. Gene Ontology annotation, molecular function: zinc ion binding; SUMO ligase activity. The record is from RefSeq and is a predicted model, not a curated record. Gene Ontology annotation, cellular component: nucleus; Smc5-Smc6 complex. Gene Ontology annotation, biological process: double-strand break repair via homologous recombination; protein sumoylation. The transcript is spliced from 7 exons. The coding region runs from base 137 to 829 and encodes 230 amino acids. Lineage: Eukaryota; Metazoa; Chordata; Actinopteri; Siluriformes; Trichomycteridae.
UGUUAAAUUAAGUUUGAAUUUAAUCAUAAAGCUGUUUAAGUUCUUUGCUGGAAUCUGUUGUUGGGCCAUAACCUUGGAUGAUAGUAAACAAUAAGCAAGUUCAAGCAUCACGUCCCUAACUGCAUACUAAAUAGAAAUGUCCCUCAGUUCAAUACAGUCCACACUGUCCAGUCUGAAGACAUGUCAGACCGAUAUCUCCACUGGAAUGGAUAUUGUAUCAGAAGUUGCUCUGGAUCUGGUUGAAGCUCAAGGUACAGAAGACAGUCCAGGUCUGAAAAAACUGGAGCAGGUGAUCUUGGAAUGUGCCAAACUGGACAGGGAAAUUAACUGCUUUGUGGAAUCUGUCGAGCAGAUGACAGCUCAGGUGAGAAAUAAGCCUCCACAUGCCAUGUUUACCCUAAAGGCCUCAGUAAAAGAGCGAUUCACUGAACUCAUGGAUGCGGUCCCGGGAGACAUUGAAAGACACAACAAGGUGGUUGUUUUCAGAGACAGCAUCAAAAAGUCUCUGCAUCAAGCAAAUCAGAUGCCAGGAACCAGUGUGGAAGAGGAGCUGGACGAAGACAUUGCUGUAACACAGAGCCAAACCAACUUUAUAUGCCCUCUUACCCAGGUCGAGAUGAUUAAUCCAGUGAAAAACAAGAAGUGCCAGCAUUACUAUGAUCAAGAAGCAGUUCUGUCCUUGAUUAAGACUAAGCAGAACAAUAAGAAGAAAUGUCGGUGUCCUGUGGUUGGCUGUGGAAACGGUGAUGUAAAGCAGUCAGAUUUAGAACCGGACCUGGUUAUGAAGAGGACGAUCCAGAACCACAAGAGAAAGACCGGAAAGAGCUGAGUUUGACCAAAUAUUCACAUAACCAAACAGUCUUUUGUUCCUUAAAAUAAAAAUGUAUUUAUUUUGUAUGGUUUUAUACAAUGUGUAUACAGGUACCAACCCCUCUCUUAAUUAAAUGUAACAUAUUUGUAUUUUCA